Messenger RNA from Naegleria lovaniensis, 609 nucleotides. RefSeq lists its product as uncharacterized. Bases 1 to 609 code for a protein of 202 amino acids. Lineage: Eukaryota; Heterolobosea; Eutetramitea; Acrasida; Naegleriidae. The record is from RefSeq and is a predicted model, not a curated record. The transcript has 2 exons.
AUGCUGCAUCCUCGGAACACUCUGAGACGCUUUGAAGAUUGUUGUUCCUCCAUAAAGAAUAUUCAAUUCAUGUCGAGGAGUCAUUCUAUUCGGAGAGGAGUAAUCAUGAUCAUGGGCUCUAAAAGUAAUAUGACUUUCAAUUCCUCCUUCUCACCACUGGUGUUGCACAACAGAAAUUUCUCUCAUUCAAGCAGUAGAGUGUUGAAAGAGCAAACAAAUGAUGAUUCCGAACAACGACUUCAAGAUUAUCAACAAGAUCGAAAGAUGGCGCAAGAAAAGAUGCAAAAUAUUAAAAAAGAGUUGACUGAUUUUUUAAAGGUGAAAUUUAAUACUGACAAGAAGCAAGAAAAACAAGCGGAGAGAAUCAAGUUGGCUCAAAAUUUGGGAAAUAUUAUGAUUAUUAUUGGGUUUAUUGUUGGACUGGUACUUUAUGUGGGAGAAAAUGAAAAGAAAAAACGAAGUGAUUAUAUUGUGGAAGAAUCUCAUAAUACAAAUGCUGCUGAAGAUAGUCUGACACAGGCUCAGGGUGGUAACAUUAAUGCUCAACAAUUUCUUUCAGCAAUCUCUAGUAAGGUCAACAAGGUGAGGGAAGAAAAUCAGAAAAAGUGA